UAGUGGUCGGUUUAUCACUUUAUUUAAUGUCAUUACUCAUUAACUCACUUCUUUCUCUUUGCAUCAUUUUAAUACAUAUUUAAGGCUUAAGCACAUUUUUUUAAAAACACUUUAAAUUUAUUAAGUAUAAAAACACAUAUUUACAAAAAUUACACAAUGUUGAUCAAAGUCAAAACUCUAACAGGAAAAGAGAUCGAAAUCGAUAUAGAACCUACAGAUAGAGUUGAAAGAAUUAAAGAAAGAGUUGAAGAAAAAGAGGGUAUUCCACCUCAGCAACAGAGAUUGAUUUUUUCGGGAAAACAAAUGAACGAUGAAAAAACUGCUCAAGAUUACAAAGUUCAAGGAGGAUCUGUAUUACAUUUGGUAUUAGCAUUAAGAGGAGGUAUUUUCCAAUCCGUUUAAUAAUGUGUAAAAACAAUUAUUACUCUGAUUUCAAACUUUUUUUUUUCAACUAUUUUAUUUAUUUCCAUUCAUAUGUAACUAAAUUCAACAAUAAUAAAUAAAUAAAAUAUUUACUAUAAUCAACUAGCAAAAA
Acyrthosiphon pisum (pea aphid) is the source of this 535-nucleotide messenger RNA. It is a transcript of the gene Nedd8, whose product is annotated as Nedd8 ubiquitin like modifier. The transcript is spliced from 3 exons. The record is from RefSeq and is a predicted model, not a curated record. The coding region runs from base 157 to 402 and encodes 81 amino acids. Lineage: Eukaryota; Metazoa; Arthropoda; Insecta; Hemiptera; Aphididae. Gene Ontology annotation, molecular function: protein binding.